This is a messenger RNA of Mollisia scopiformis, 2526 nucleotides long. RefSeq names its product serine/threonine protein kinase-like protein. Gene Ontology annotation, molecular function: protein serine/threonine kinase activity; ATP binding. NCBI's taxonomy places the organism in Eukaryota, Fungi, Ascomycota, Leotiomycetes, Helotiales, Mollisiaceae. The record is from RefSeq and is a predicted model, not a curated record. The transcript has 4 exons. The coding region runs from base 222 to 2264 and encodes 680 amino acids. Gene Ontology annotation, cellular component: spindle pole body. Gene Ontology annotation, biological process: peptidyl-serine phosphorylation; intracellular signal transduction.
CUGCAUUCAAGACCGACUCCAGCUGCGAGAUCUCUCUGCAGCCACACAUCAUAAAAUCGUACCUGGCCAUACAGCCUGAUCUUCUGCAAUUGCAAUUCCUUUCUUUGCAAUUCGUCGUCGACUGCCGCCGCAGACCAUUGCUGUUCAGGGGCUCACCGACUUUGUCGUAGUCAUUGGCGGAAUCAAUCUGAAUCCCAAGCCUCAAGCAUCCAGCGCCCAACAUGUCGAGCUUCAUUACAAACCUGUUUCCUUCUUCCCAGGGAGGUAAACACGACGAUAUUCUCCCUGUCCCUCCUCCACCUCUUCACACUCGCUCGAGCCAAAACGAAGCCUUCAGCGAACGACCCAACACACCCACCAGAAACAGUUUCAUCACACCAGUGUCAACCCCGCAAGGAAGCCCGAGCAAGAAUCGAAACCCUCCUGGUGCCAACGAUCUGCCAGUUGCAUUCGACAAUGCUAUGAAGAUCAAUCCUACAUCGACCUUUGGCAGCCCUACAAAACUUGGACGAUCACAAGCCGUAACACCAUUGUCACCUGGCAAGAGCAACGCUUUGGCAAUGGACGAGUCUUACUUUGGCAAUGCAGCAGGCAAUACCGACGAUAGCAUCAUACACAAAUCCGCUGUCUCCCCAGGCAGUCCUCUACGGAAACAAGGAAAGGAGAAUACCCCUCCGGCUUCCAGGCAAGGUCUUGAAUCUGUUGCUCAAAAUCAAGCUGCUAUUUCCAGACAAGAACUGUACCAGCCGAGAGAUCAGCAAGCAAAGCCGACCAAGAAAUACAACACUCAACGAGGUUUGACUGCAGAGGAAUUGGAGAUCUUGAACAAGCCAAACGUCAAACGACUGGCCAAUGUAACUCAAUUGUAUUUCCUAGACUACUACUUCGAUCUUCUGACCUACGUUGGAGCUCGUCAAAAUCGACUCAACCACUUCAAGGCCGAAUUCCCUGAACCUCCAGCCACUCCUGAGGAGACCUACAAUCCCGUAUGGCAGAAAUAUGUCGGUAGAGAGCGUGCCAAUCUCCGCAAGCGUCGUGUUCGUCUUCGUCAAGGCGAUUUCCAAAUCCUCACACAGGUUGGCCAGGGUGGCUAUGGCCAGGUCUUCCUUGCCCAGAAGAAGGAUACCAGAGAAGUUUGUGCUUUGAAGGUCAUGAGCAAGAAGUUGUUAUUCAAGCUUGAUGAAAUUAGGCACGUCCUCACUGAGCGCGACAUCUUGACUACUGCCAAGAGUGAAUGGCUUGUACGACUGUUGUACUCAUUCCAAGACGAGAAGAGCAUCUAUUUGGCGAUGGAAUAUGUCCCUGGAGGCGAUUUCCGAACCCUGCUGAACAAUACUGGUGUCCUUGCUAAUCGUCACGCUCGUUUCUACAUUGCCGAGAUGUUCUGCUCCGUCGAUGCUUUGCACCAACUUGGCUAUAUCCAUCGAGAUCUCAAGCCUGAGAACUUCCUCAUCGACUCAACCGGUCAUGUUAAGCUCACAGAUUUUGGAUUGGCAGCUGGCUUUCUUGCUCCUGGCAAGAUUGAGUCUAUGCGUGUUAAACUUGAGAAAGUUGGAGAGACCUAUGUACCAUUCGGUAAGCCGAUGGACCAGCGUACUGUUGCAGAGCGUCGAGAAGGAUACCGAUCGAUGAGAGAAAAGGAUGUCAACUAUGCGAAGUCAAUCGUUGGCUCGCCUGACUACAUGGCUCCUGAGGUUCUCAAAGGCGACGAGUACGAAUUUUCAGUCGAUUACUGGAGUCUUGGCUGUAUGCAUUUCGAAGCCUUGACCGGUUUCCCACCCUUUGCAGGUGCUACAGUCGACGAGACUUGGAAGAAUUUGAAGCACUGGAGAGAAGUUCUGAAGCGACCAGUUUGGGAGGAUCCAAACUACUUCAUUAGCAACAGAACCUGGAACUUCAUCACCAGUUGCAUUGCCUCCAAGUCGAAGCGAUUUUCUUCCAUCAAGCAAGUCUAUGAGCAUGAUUAUUUCGCCGAGGUUGACUGGACCACUCUUCGUUCUCAAAGAGCUCCGUUUGUACCCGAACUUGACUCUGAGACUGAUGCUGGCUACUUUGAUGACUUCAGCAAUGAAGCUGAUAUGGCCAAGUACAAGGAAGUCCACGAGAAACAAAAUGCCUUGGAGAACAUGGCCGAUAGGGAAGAUCCCAUGAGCAAGAGCUUGUUUGUUGGAUUUACGUUCAGACACCGCAAGACUGAAGAUGGUAGCAAGUCAAGCCCGAGAAAAGCAAUUGCUACUGAUGGAACAUUCGGGACGAUGCUAUGAGGAAUGACUACGAAGUUGAUGGCUUUUUCGCUUCUAUCUUCGCGUUAGGGUCUUGAAAGAGCGUAAAGGAGCAUUGAAGAUGGUGGUGUCUGGCGUGUGCGCACUCAGACGGGUCUACAUUGGUUGUCUUUGCUGAUUGAUUCUUAUUACAUCUACUGUUUAUGCACUGUUGGAGUUCAAGAUGGCGAGGCCAUGCUGCUCAUGAAAGGCUGUUGUACUAAUAGCGACGAAUACAAUUGAUGAACUGAUUAUGACACCAGAG